This is a messenger RNA of Monosiga brevicollis MX1, 1197 nucleotides long. RefSeq lists its product as uncharacterized. NCBI's taxonomy places the organism in Eukaryota, Choanoflagellata, Craspedida, Salpingoecidae. Gene Ontology annotation, cellular component: cytosol; mitochondrion. The coding region runs from base 1 to 1197 and encodes 398 amino acids. The transcript is spliced from 10 exons. Gene Ontology annotation, biological process: dTMP biosynthetic process. Gene Ontology annotation, molecular function: thymidylate synthase activity. The record is from RefSeq and is a predicted model, not a curated record.
AUGACCCCCGGCCAAUGCCCUUGUCAAGACUCGGUGCACCAUGCCUCGCUGACCUGCCCCGCCCCCUCCCUGUCGCAACCAAAAUUGGCCAAUUGCAACACCAACGCCAAUGACCUGGCUGCACGAGACGUUCACAUUUGGGAUGCCAACGGCUCCAAGGACUUUUUGGAGAAGCAAGGCUUGGGCCAUCGCGAGGAAGGAGACUUGGGCCCAGUCUACGGCUUUCAGUGGCGCCACUUUGGCGCCGAGUACAAGGACAUGCACACGGACUACAGCGGACAGGGGGUCGACCAGCUCGCCGAGGUCAUUGAACAGAUCAAGACCAAUCCUGAUAGCCGCCGCAUCAUCAUGUCGGCCUGGAACCCCCUCGACAUUCCCAAAAUGGCCCUGCCGCCGUGCCAUACCAUGUGUCAAUUUUACGUUUGUGACGGCGAGCUCUCCUGCCAGCUGUACCAGCGUUCUGCAGACAUGGGCUUGGGCGUGCCUUUCAACAUUGCCAGCUACGCACUCUUGACCUACAUGAUUGCGCAGGUCACGGGCUUGAAGCCCGGUGACUUUGUCCACACGAUUGGUGAUGCUCACGUCUAUCUGAACCACGUGGAUGCGCUUGAGGAGCAGCUCAAGCGGGAGCCUCGCCCCUUCCCCACGCUUAGCUUUAAGCGCGACAUCGAGGAGUAUGUACACGCUUUUGGACAGCAUGUGACCAAUCCACUCGAGCAUCGGCCGACUGCUGCCCUCCUCUCACUUGGCAUCGACGACUUUAAGUUUGAGGACUUUGAUCUCCAGGGCUACAAACCCCACAAUCGCAUCGCCAUGGACAUGGCCAUGCCCAACGUCGGCGGUAUUGCGGUCAAGGCGGGUGUUGAGGGUAUCGAGUCGCUCAAGUUGGUGAUCAAGGGUGUGGGCGGUGCGGGAGGCUUGCUGGCGUGCGAGCCGGGUCUGGCCCCGGAUGUCACGCAGCAAGCGCUGUCCCUCAGCAUCGAGGCCGCUCGGGUCGUCGGGUUGGCUGGCGGCGGGCCCGACCACAGCAUCGGGGGCCAACACGAUGUCAGCGUCCUCAAAAAUGGCUUCAGUGCCUGCUGGGGGUUGCGCGUGGUCACCAGUCGCUUGCUGACGGCCGCGUCAUCUCUCUCUCUCUCUCUCUCUCUCUCUCUCUCUCUCUCUCUCUCUCUUUUCACGCAAGCAGAAAUGCAGUGA